This is a messenger RNA of Sclerotinia trifoliorum, 2418 nucleotides long. The record is from the annotation of a GenBank genome assembly. NCBI's taxonomy places the organism in Eukaryota, Fungi, Ascomycota, Leotiomycetes, Helotiales, Sclerotiniaceae.
GCGGUGGGCGCCUGGGAAAAUAGUUAGUUUUGUGACUACGAAAAAGGAGGAUCAAUCUUUCGUCGUACCAUGAUUACUACGUCUCUCAAUGUGAGUAGAUACUUCAAUAUUUCAGAACGUAAUAGGUUAAAAAAUUAUGGAUGAUGUAAAAACUUUCGAGGUAAAAAAGUUCACUGGCGCAACUGAAAGCUCAAAGGUCUAGUUUAGCGAAUACAAAAGUUGUCCUAGAACUAACUAACCUACUCUAUCUCGUAUUUUUAUGCAACUUUCAUAACCUGAAAACAUUGAAAUUCACAACCACCAAAAUAAGAUGGACUGCGCAGAAGAAAAAGCAAAGUCUUUACGACGUCAAAUAGCUAAUACGGAGGCUGAGCUUGCCCAAUUAAAAUUUCAACUUUUGAGUCUCGAAGAAAACGAUGCCAACACAAAAAAACUUGAAGCUAAAAGCACAAACGUCUCUUCAGCAUCAGAAAAAGAUGGUCCCGUGACUCAUAUUGAGAAUAAAUGGCCUAUGAGUUUGGAGGAAUACAAGCGAUAUGGAAGACAGAUGAUUGUGCCUGAUAUUGGCAUUACGGGUUAGUUUUUAUCUUUUCAAAAUGUACUUUUAUACGUUUAUCUUAUGAAUACUUUUCUGAAUAUGAUUUAGGACAAUUACGACUUAAAUCCGCUUCUGUUCUCCUAGUUGGAGCCGGAGGUUUGGGAUGUCCGGCUGCUGCAUAUAUUGCCGGCGCAGGAGUUGGUACUGUUGGGAUUGUUGAUGGAGAUAUUGUAGAGGAAUCCAAUUUACAUCGUCAGAUAUUACAUAGCACGGAUCGAGUGGGUAUUAAUAAGGCUGUUAGUAUUGCUAAAUACAUAUCUGGGUAUGGAUACACCUUUGGACAUAUUUAUUAGUGUCCAUGUUGACAAUUUUCUAGACUCAAUCCAAACAUAAAGACGGAUAUUUAUCCUGUGCAUCUUACGCCUCAAAAUGCACAGGAUAUAGUCAAAAAUUAUGACAUAGUUCUCGACUGUACUGAUCAUCCGACAUCCCGCUAUCUCAUCUCAGAUAUCUGUGUUCUCCUCCAAAAGCCCCUCGUUUCCGCUUCCGCACUCCGGACAGAUGGACAACUAAUUGUCUUAAAUAAUCCUGCUUUACCUCCCGGUGAUCUUUCAGGUGGUCCAUGUUACCGCUGCGUUUUUCCCAAGCCGCCUCCACCAGAAGCCGUAACAAGCUGUGGUGAUGGAGGAAUCAUCGGGCCUGUGGUAGGCGUAAUGGGAGUUUUACAAGCUUUGGAAGCUAUCAAACUUAUUGCGUCUGGAAAACUGGAGGCUGUUGAAAAAAAUGUCAAUACGAGUCCUGCUCCCAAAAUCAAUCCUACCACCAUGUUAUUGUUCUCUACAAAUGGAUCUACACCAUUCAGAAAUGUUCGAUUGAAAGGUAGGAGAUCAAAUUGUUUCGCUUGUGGAGACGAGACCCAGUUAUCUCUGGAGCAAAUGAACUCCGGUUCUAUGGAUUAUGUCUUAUUCUGUGGUAUGACGCAUCCUGUCAAGUUACUUGGUGAUGAAGAGAGGAUUGAAGCGAAAGAAUACGAUGCAAUAAGGGAAAUGGAGAAAGAACACUUGUUGAUUGAUGUCCGGGAGAAGGUACAGUUUGAUAUCUGCAAUAUUGAGGGAUCAUACAAUAUACCUUUCUCGUCAUUUCAAGGGAGCAAAGGUAGUGGCGAUCACCCACUAUCAACGCUCACCGACAACCUGAAUCCGAAAACUCCUAUAUAUGUCGUUUGUAGACUUGGCAAUGACUCUCAAGUAGUGACGAAGAAGAUGAAGGAUUUAGGCUUGGAUCAAAAAGGCGAUAGAUAUAUUGGUGAUAUCAAGGGAGGGCUACGAUCUUGGAAAGAACAAGUAGAUAAUUCUUGGCCGGAAUACUAAUCUGGAAUAGUAAAACCAAGAUUAUGAAUUUUGGAAAAGAGAUUUUGGUAUUGGUAUUGUGUGCAAAAGUGCAUAAUGUGAUACACUACAACGAGUGGCUCGAUGAACGCCAAAAUCGUACAACUGCCUGCUAAAUUUAUGACCUUGCUUGCCAUGGAAAAAUGAUAUCAAUUACAACCUGCCAUUCCUUCACCAUUUUCCUAUCCGACCCUAGUUGUAUUGAGUUUUACACAUAUGUUUGUCGUUUCCUGUUGAAUGCUCUCUGAUCCUUCAACCAUUGCCUAUAUCCAGCCACACUCGAGAUUUUCUCACCGUAAUAAUCUAAUAAAGCAAUUAGUUCAUAUCCUAAAAACGUUCGCCUGUCCUUCACAUAAACCACGAUUCCAACUUACCGGGCACCGGAUUCGCCAUCGAACUCGCACUGGGAUCCACUCUAUACUUCUUAACCCUCGCAUAAAACUCCUUCUCCUUGACAUCCAUCUGCUGUCUAAACUUCCUAUUUUUAAGAUU